GACCGUCAGACCGUAGAAGGUUUGAGUCGUCGGUUUGUGCGCAGUUGGCCCACUUCGCUCUUGACGAAAAAUUUGUCCUGGGUUUGGAAAAGCAGAUUAUAAUGGCAGACAUUCUGGCUAAAGUCCCCGAUGUAGAGAUUGAUCCAGAGGGAACAUUCAAAUACAUAUUAUUAAGAAUCAGUGUCAAAGACGGCGAUGCAUUUAAGCACAUAGUUCGGGGCACGAAAAGUGCAGAGUACCACAAUCACAUCUUUGAGAAAGUAAGUCCAACCAUGGAGGCCCUGGGUCUGGAGUGUAAAUGUCUUGGAGGAGGGAAAAUCGAGCACAACAGAUCUGACAAAAAAAUUAGAGUCUUUGGUGAAUCAACUGCUUUUGGCAAAGCUGACCAUGCAGAGUCUGCAGAGAAGCUUAAGAGUGCCUUUACUGGCUAUGAGGUCACUUGGUCUGAUGACAAAAAAUAAAAACUCCAACUUUUGUCUGCGGAAGCCUUUGGCUCAGCAUCAAUCCUAUUGCAUUAUUAUAGAUUUAGUCCGCCUGUAAACCUGUAUUGUGUUUGAUAUAUUUGGAAAUGUGCCAGGCGUAAAGUCCAUCCCGGAAGGCGUGAGUUUGUUGGAACCACUUGCACAUCCUGAAAGGAAAGUUGUAUUAGAAUGUGAUAAGCAAAUGGGUGGUUCACAUCACUUUCGUUUCUGACUUGGAUCUGCUGUUUUCAGGAAAGUAAAAUGUGUUAAUAAACCAGCAGGUAUUAAAAUAA
Molecule: messenger RNA, 754 nt
Organism: Boleophthalmus pectinirostris (great blue-spotted mudskipper)
Lineage: Eukaryota; Metazoa; Chordata; Actinopteri; Gobiiformes; Gobiidae
Exons: 3
Coding region: 102-461 (119 amino acids)
Biological process (GO): peptidyl-histidine dephosphorylation
Cellular component (GO): cytosol
Molecular function (GO): protein histidine phosphatase activity
Source: RefSeq, a predicted model, not a curated record